CUGCGCCGCGUCGGGACCAGUCGGCAGCUCCUGCAUCCCGGGCUGCGAGCAUCCUUCGGGCGGGGGCUGGUACCGCGGCGCCUCCGCACCGGGCUCCGCGUCUCGGCUGCCCCGGCCUAAGCUAGGCCAUGGCGGAGAUCACCAGUGUGCACCCCAGCUUCGAUGUCUCUCCAGUUGUGGCAGGCCUCAUCGGUGCUACCGUCCUGGUGGUUUCUGUCUCAGUAACAGUUUUUGUGUGGACAUGCUGUCACCAGCAAGCAGAAAAGAAGCACAAAACCCCACCAUAUAAAUUCAUCCACAUGUUGAAAGGCAUCAGCAUCUACCCGGAGACCUUGAGUAACAAGAAAAAAAUCAACCGAAUCCGGAGAGACAAGAAUGGUUCUCCUAAGGAGCCUGGAAGGGGAAACCUCUUGGUGGAUGCUGCUGAAUCUGGUUUAAUAGGCUCUGAUAAGGCUCCAGAUGGGCCAAAUGCAGCUCCCUGCAUUGACCAGCUCCCAAUCAAAGUAAAUUAUGGAGAUGAACUAAGUCCAGAUCAAAGCCUCACUCCAGGAGGAAGUAAAACCUCUUCCCCCUCUUCUCCAGGGGAUGAUGUCAUGUUGGGUGAACUGACUUUCUCAGUGGACUACAACUUCCCUAAAAAAGCACUGGUAGUUACCAUUCAGGAGGCUCACGGGCUGCCAGUGAUGGAUGAGCACACUCAGAGCUCUGACCCUUAUAUCAAGAUGACAAUUCUUCCAGAUAAAAGGCAUCGAGUGAAGACUCGUGUACUUCGCAAGACACUAGACCCAGUCUUUGAUGAAACCUUCACCUUCUACGGGAUCCCGUACAGCCAGCUCCAGGAUUUGGUGCUUCACUUCCUUGUGUUGAGCUUCGAUCGUUUUUCUCGAGAUGAUGUCAUUGGAGAGGUCAUGGUGCCCCUUGCAGGGGUGGAUCCAAGCACUGGGAAAGUUCAGCUGACCAGGGAGAUCCUCAAAAGGAACAUACAGAAAUGCAUCAGCAGAGGGGAGCUUCAGGUCUCCUUGUCGUACCAGCCCGUGGCACAGAGAAUGACUGUUGUGGUGCUGAAAGCCAGACAUUUGCCAAAGAUGGAUAUCACUGGCCUCUCAGGUAAUCCCUACGUGAAGGUGAAUGUUUACUACGGCAGAAAGCGCAUCGCCAAAAAGAAGACUCAUGUGAAGAAGUGCACUUUGAACCCUGUCUUCAAUGAAUCCUUCAUUUACGAUAUCCCAGUGGAUCUUCUGCCUGACAUCAGCAUCGAGUUCCUGGUGAUUGAUUUCGACCGGACCACAAAGAACGAGGUGGUGGGGCGGCUGAUCCUGGGCGCGCACAGCGUGACAGCGGCGGGGGUGGAGCACUGGAGGGAGGUGUGUGACAGCCCGAGGAAACCUGUUGCCAAAUGGCACAGCCUGAGUGAAUAUUAGCAGGGGGUGCAGCAGCCACAGCCAACUCAUAGACCAGACUUCAGCCUUGUUUUAGCUGUAGAUCUAACCUUUCGUAAGAAGCAGCAGUUGAUUGGUUCUCUAGUGAUGUGAUUUUUUUGCAGGGCACUGAAAUUCUAAAAAGCAUUAAAUGGAAUUAAAAAAAAGAUACCACGAAUAUAUAUAACAGUGUAAUCACGCUAUUGCAUGCCUAAUACAAACUGAAAUUAGUAUAACUACCAAUAUCAAGUUGCAGGUUUUAAUACAAUUAUCUGUCACUAUGGAAGUUGUGUUUGUGCCGAACUGUCUUUGCUGGUAUUCACCAAGAUGGGCCUGUGUUUCUUAGGCUUCUCCCAAAGUUUCUGAAUUCUGCUGUUUAACCUCUAGUUUCUUGUUAGUUUGCCUGCUCAUUGGUUCUUGCAGUUCUGUUCUUUACUGGUUUGGGAGUACCAACUGCAUUGCCAUUGAAAGGUGGUUUAGAAUUCUGCACUAGCACAAAAGGAAAAUACAGGGAAAACUGGCACUUUCCUUCAGAGAAAAGAGAAUUCUGUUGUCAGGUACUGAAAUACUUGCUGUUGUGAUGGACUUGUUGAGCUGUAAGGCUUCAACAUUAAAGGUUUGCAUCUAAAAUUCAAACUCCAACAAUUUGAUCACGUUGCUUUUGCCACAUUACACUGGGCACAGGCAGGAUCUCCCAGACUACCAGAACUGGGGAAACUGUUUCAUUUUAUUUAACCCUGCCUGUGCAUCUAGGGCCCAAAAAAACAGCCAAAACCUGACAUGUCACUGUUUAGUAAAGAAACUCUUGCUGAUUAGGCAGGGACAACCUCUUGUCUCUUAUGCCCUGUGAUAGGAUGAGGGGCAAUGGAUUCCAACUGGAGCACAGGAAGUUCCACCUCAACAUGAGGAAGAACUUCUUUCCUGUGAGGGUGAUGGAGCCCUGGGACAGGCUGCCCAGAGAGGUUGCAGAGUCUCCUUCUCUGGACACUUUCAAGACCUGUCUGGAUGCCUUUCUGAGUGAUCUGCCCUAGAUUGAGUCCUCCUCUGGCAGGGGGGUUGGACUUGAUGAUCUUUGGAUGUCCCUUCCAACCCCCAACAUUCUCUGAUUCUGUGAUUCUUUUAAAUAUUAAAUGUGAAAUUCUACAGUGAUUGGUAAGUUCUGUGAUCAUCGUGAACUGUAGAUGAGGUAGGGAAGUAUCUUGGUGGAAGAGGUUUUGAGUGAAAAAAUUACAAAGCUUCAUUCAUACUUAAGAUAAUGUGCAUUAUAUGUGAUCUUGUAGUCACCUGAGAGCUGGCUCUCAAAAAAAGGAGUGAUCACAGGGCAAAGCCUGUUGGUACAAAGUGUGUCGGGCUCUUCCAGAAGUUAAUUUUCAGUUUCAAGGCAGCUUGAGUUAGUUCUUACACUGUGAAUGACUCCUGAGACUUAGGCUGUGCUUCCCAUCCCCUCUGAAGUGUAAAACUGUUACUUGCCAAGUGCAAUCUGUAGAACUUGAGGCUGUUAACCAUAACUAGUCAGGAGUUUUGAUCAGAAGUUCAUAGAGUCACAUCCCACAACUACAAGUUGGGAAGUAGCUCUCAGGGUAACACACCAGCCUGAGAAGAGGUUUUGUGCAGGCAACAGAAUCCUGGCAGGUAACUCCAUUUGGCUUCUUGCUACAUUCAAGCCAGGGAAGAUAUAGGGAUGAGAACUGGCAGCAAAUAAUUUAUUGUGAAUGUUGUUGGUCAACUGAGUGGUAAUAGUGACAACAGGCUGUAGAAAUUAAAAUUCUCUUUGAAGUCUCCAAUGGAAAUGUGAAACAGAUGUGAGCUGACACAGAGGCACGUAGAAGACCACAGAUUUUCAGUAAACAUUUAGUUGGUUCUGGGCAGCCAGUCUGUUCUGUGCCCUGUGUAAUGUAAAUUAUGUGUUUUAAUUUUAAAAAGUUAAGAUCAUUUAACUACUUACAGGGCUUGACUACUGAGUUGUAGAGCCCUGUUGGGAUAAUGGUCCUUUCCACCUUUGUACUAAUGGAAGUAGAAUAACUGAGCAAGUCCUACUGGGUUUCCUCUCCAGCCACCAUGUCAAGCAGCAGCUGCUGGGAUGGCUCUUUGCACAAACCCUCAGCACUUCAUUAGUUGGUGAUAUUUUGGCAUCUCUUCCUAAGAAUUUAUUUUUGGAAAGCUGAAUUUUCUCACUCACUGAAACUUCCUUCCAGGCAGUGUCUUUUUAGCAACAGAAGUCAUACUGAAGCUGAAGCUCUACCUCUCAGCCUGGCAUGGCAGACACAAGCAUGGACUUUGUUCCUGCUUUAUCAACCCUGAUGAGGAGGACUUCUGCCUGAGGUCAGAGUAGAUUUUAUCUUUGUCUUUGGGUUUCUAGCUCAUGCUCUAUUCGUGGCUCAGAGCCACAAGCCAGAGAACAAGUCCUCCCUUGGAAAUUGGUUUAGAUCUAUUUCACUCCAAGUUUUUGCACUAAGCAAUUGUGUGUUGCUGAAGUUCAGCAACUGUCACAACUUUUCCUGGGAACAUGCUUUCCAACACCACUCCAAACAUCUGAACAGGAAGCACUAACAACAACAAAAGUUCCUUUUUUCCCUUUGGUGUAAAAAGCAUGCUCCAGCACGGAUGAUCUCCUUCAGAUUCCUUUGGUUGAAAAGGAAAUAUUAACUUGUUGUCAAGGAAACAUGCUCAGGGUAAAUAGACUUAGGCUGUCGGGCAGAUGGGAGCAGCACCAACACUCUUGUGGAAUAAUAGGAAACUGAAGAUGUGCAGAUAUAUAUUUUUUAAAACGUAAAACAGACAGUAAGUGACAGCAGACUCACCGUAGUGAGUAACUCCCAGGUGUGGUUAUUCUUUACCUUGUGUCUUCUAUUGUAAAAAUUAACUUGGACAGUUACAACUUUGUGUGAAAAAAAGAAAAAAAAUAACAAAAAAAGGCAAAAAAACCUUAACUCGACGUGUGAAACUGCAUAAUGCUAUGAGCUAAUCUACUGAUGUAAUGCUACCUUGUCUGUUAGAUUUGUUAACGCACAUUGAGCGUGCAAAUAAAAAUUAAGUCACUUUA
Messenger RNA from Apus apus (common swift), 4461 nucleotides. It is a transcript of the gene SYT11, whose product is annotated as synaptotagmin 11. Gene Ontology annotation, molecular function: clathrin binding; calcium-dependent phospholipid binding; SNARE binding. The record is from RefSeq and is a predicted model, not a curated record. NCBI's taxonomy places the organism in Eukaryota, Metazoa, Chordata, Aves, Apodiformes, Apodidae. The transcript has 4 exons. The coding region runs from base 129 to 1421 and encodes 430 amino acids. Gene Ontology annotation, cellular component: synapse; axon; membrane. Gene Ontology annotation, biological process: regulation of dopamine secretion; regulation of calcium ion-dependent exocytosis; cellular response to calcium ion.